Molecule: messenger RNA, 1884 nt
Organism: Dictyostelium purpureum
Lineage: Eukaryota; Evosea; Eumycetozoa; Dictyosteliales; Dictyosteliaceae
Exons: 2
Coding region: 1-1884 (627 amino acids)
Biological process (GO): regulation of GTPase activity
Molecular function (GO): protein binding
Source: RefSeq, a predicted model, not a curated record
AUGGAGGAUCAGUUUUUAUUUCAUAUAGAACCAAUUGGAAAAAUCGAUGUAAAUGGAAUUAAAUUAAUUUUAAAUCAUACAGAGGUGUCAAAUGAAUAUAAUGAUUCUGAAGAGACAACUAGUAGAGAUGAGGAUUCAGAUAGUUAUAAAAGCAAUUCUUUGACAAGAAAUGAAGGACCAAAAUUAAAACCAAAACCAAAGUAUAGUAGAGAUGAUGACAAUGAUGAUGAUGAUGAUGAUGAAGAUAUGGAGGAUGAGGAUGGUGAUGAGGAUUCAGACUCUGAAUAUUCAGAUAUUAAAAAUGAAUCAAUCAUUUCACCAAUAUCAACACCAACUUUAACAUCACCAUCAUCGACUUCAUCAGGCGAAGUUGAUAACUGGUUAUCUAAAAUGUCGGCAGAUAUAACAUCAGAUGGACAGAUAAUGGUAAUGGGUGGAGGCGGCAAUGGUGCCAUUGGUACUGGUUUAGCAUUGGUAUUACAAAAAAGAGCAAACUCUAAUGAAUGGAGAACGACCAUCACACUAGACCACCAAACACAGAAUGGAACCGAUAGAAUUACUUCAAUUCAAUUUAUACCAAUAGAUUUGCCACAACUAAGCUAUGUUAUUGGCAUUGGUUAUGCAUCUGGUUAUUUAAGGGUCUUUUCAAUUCAAGGUAAUUUAUUAUUGUCUCAAUUAUUUUAUAAUAAACCAGUUUUAAAAAUCAAAGUUUCAAAUAGUCCAACAUUACCAAUUGGAGAAAUAAAUCACAUACAAAAAUAUAAUGUUAAUGAACUAACAUUGAUAUACCCCGAUAAUGUAAUUGUAAAUAUAUCCGGUAUAACCUUUUUAUCUGUAGUUCAAGUAUGUUUUAAUCAAAUUCAAAGAGGCGGGGGCGGGGCAAAUAGCGGAAAUAAUAACCUAUCAUAUAAAAAGUGGACUAUGGCAAGUUCGGUAGAUACAGUCAACGACGUCACAUUUUGUGGACCAUUUUUAGGGUCACCAUUCAGAGCAUUACCAUAUAGUACAUCAGAGCAAUCAAUGGUAAGAUUAGUGGCAGUUGGUAGUAAUCCAAUGGUAUCAUACUACUAUCCAACUGAAGAUGGUGGAUCAACAUUUUCAGUUAUGAUAUCAUCGGUUGCAUCACGUUUAACUACAGCAAUGUUUUCAUAUGCCAAAAACUGGUGGGGCGGUGGUUCAUCCCAACAACAGCAACAACAACAACAGGAAAAGCAACAACAAGAGCAAGAAAGACAACAACAAUUAAAAUUACAACAAGAAAGACCAGUACCAUUAUUACAACGUUGGGCAAUUUCAGAUUAUAAACGUGAAAUUCAAACAAUACUACGUGAUCCCAGUGGGAGAUAUGCCGUAUGUACUGAUAAUAUUGGUCGUGUACUACUAUUAGAUUUGGUUAAUAGCUUAAUAGUAAAACUAUGGAAAGGAUACCGUGAUUGUCAAUGUGGUUUUAUAAAUGUAACAGAAGAAAAUCAAACUGAUCAAGAAAUUGAUAUUAAAAACAAUAAUAAUAAUAAUAAUAAUAAUAAAAACACAUCAGCCAAUGAAUCAGAGGAUUUAGAAGAUUUCAUACCUAGAAAGCUUUUAAAGAAAUCAACAAAUGCUAUACAAUCACGUACAUUUUUAGUAAUAUAUUUGGGCCGUAGAGGUAUUUUAGAAAUAUGGGGAUUAAAACAUAGAUCAAGAGAAUAUUUUAAAACAAUUGGUCAAGGAUGUAAAUUAGUAUCAACUUUAAUACCAUCACAAUUUCAAAAUAUCAAUACCAACAAUAUUAGAAAAAGUGGCACAAAUAUAAAUUUGCAAAGUUACAGUAUAAGCGAAGGCCAAUCCCAUUGUUUUAUUUUAUACCCAGAUGGCUCAAUUAAAGAGAUUAGAUAUAAAAACUAA